This is a messenger RNA of Camelina sativa (false flax), 1141 nucleotides long. RefSeq lists its product as uncharacterized. Lineage: Eukaryota; Viridiplantae; Streptophyta; Magnoliopsida; Brassicales; Brassicaceae. The record is from RefSeq and is a predicted model, not a curated record.
GCGACAAACCUUUUCAUCUAAGAAGGAAUAAGGAGACGAGGUUUCUCUCCCUUCUCUCUCUGAGCUGCCAACCAUCGUUGCCGGAGAUUUAGAGCUUGCUGUGAAGAUUGUGACAAGAGUAAUAUACACAUACGUGUAUUAGAGAGGGGACAAGGAAAGAGAUUUGGGAGAUGCGAGUACGCAUCGAUUGUGUCGGAACGGCUAACUCGCUUGACCUAGGGUUUCGUCUUACUCGUGCUUCGUGGACCUUGUCAAAUGGGAGAGAGAACCUUAUUGCCUCGUAACGGUGUUGUAUAUAUUCGGAGUUGUCAUAAGUAAAGCAGUUAUGACGCUUGAGGAUUUCUUUACCCUAACAGAAAUAAAAGAUGGACUCACGGUCACUUCUCGUGUUGAAGAGCUCGUGUCUGUCAUGCAGAGUAGUAAAGAUUCAGUUUUGAAGAAUAAUAAUGGCGAUGUUUCUAGACAGUGGACAGCUGUUGGAAGCGCAAUUGCGGCUACAAAGAACAGAGAAUGUCUUGAUGUUUUUGUAAAUUUAGAUGGGCUCCUUUACUUUAGUGGCUGGCUAGCUGAAGCUCAGAUGUUGGCUAAGGAUUCAGUUGACGGAUCUAUAGAGGAGUCAAUUCUUGCUUUGUUAGAAGCUAUUGAAAAUCUAGGUGUAGACAGUUCCAAGUUAGUUUCUUCUGGGAUAUGGGUUGCUGUCAAGAAGCUUGUUGACCAUGGUAGUUCUCGGGUUCAAGAUAAGGCGAGAAAUUUCUUUGGUAGCUUGAAGGAUAAAGAUGUUAAUGACCACUCUGAACGUGACAUUGAAAGCUGUAACAAAAUCCAUGAAGAUGAGAUGAGAGUUGUAGCAGCCAGCACGCAGAGCAGUGGGCAAAAAUCUGCUGUUACUCUUUGUUCUACGCAAAGCAAUAAUGAAAAACAUUGUCCUGAAAUAGCUGAUGAAGCCUUGCUGUCAGGGAGCUCAGCAGAAAACAACCCAGGUCAUGAUAAGGGUUUGGAACUACAGAACGAAAAGGAAAGGUUCGACUCUAAUGUGACUGAAACUUUCAACANUCCUAUGUCGGCUUCACAUUCUCUCUCAUCUUCUGGAAUGCCUGCAGCAGCACCGUUGCAAUUGGAAAGAUCUCUUAGCGGGANGUGA